AUGGUUUUGCAGUUUAUUAAGGAAACAUUUUUUUUCUUUAUGACUAUGAUUGGCACCCUGGGGAAUAUUUCUGUUUCUGUGGAUUAUUUCUUCCAUUUAUUAGAAGGUGUUAAGAAGAAACCCAUACACCUCAUUCUCAUCCACUUGGCUUUUACAAACAUCCUAAUCCUUCUUACAAAAGGAUUUCGAAAGACAGUAGCAGCUUUUGGUUUGAGAAACUUCCUGGAUGAUAUAGGCUGUAAGAUCAUUGUUUACCUGGAGAGGGUGGCCCGGGGCCUCUCCAUCUGCACCAGCAGUCUCCUUACUGUGGUCCAGGCCAUCAUCAUCAGUCCCACAGGAUCUGGGUGGAGGAGGCUCAGGCCAAAGUCUGCAUGGCACAUCCUUCCAUUCUUCUCAUUCUUUUGGAUACUCAAUGCUUUGAUCAGUAUGAACCUAACACAUUCCAUUAGAAGUACAGGUCUGAAUAUAUCACAGCUUAGGAAUGGCGACAACUAUUGUUAUAUUAUGCUAGAAAGUCAGGAAAUAAAAUGGAUUUUUCUCAUCCUCAUGGUCCUGAGAGAUGCAGUGUUUCAGGGUGCCAUGGGAGGGGCCAGUGGCUACAUGGUAUUUCUUCUCCACAAGCACCAUCAGCAAGUCCUCUACCUUCAGAACUCCAAGUUUCUCUACAAAACUCCCCCUGAGCUGAGAGCUGCUCAAAGUGUCCUCCUUCUGAUGCUCUGUUUUGUUUUCUUCUAUUGGACAGAUUGUGCGUUUUCUUUUUUUCUAAGUCUCUCUUUAGAGGAGUAUUCAUUGAUGGUAAAUAUUCAUGAGUUUCUGACCCUUGGUUAUGCGAUUUUCAGCCCCUUUGUGCUGAUUCACAGAGAUGGUCUCCUGGCUGAACAGUGGGAGACAUUGAAACAAUGUGUCUCUCAUCUAUCUGAUCAAUAA
Molecule: messenger RNA, 927 nt
Organism: Mus musculus (house mouse)
Lineage: Eukaryota; Metazoa; Chordata; Mammalia; Rodentia; Muridae
Gene: Vmn1r188
Product: vomeronasal 1 receptor 188
Exons: 1
Coding region: 1-927 (308 amino acids)
Biological process (GO): G protein-coupled receptor signaling pathway; sensory perception of chemical stimulus; signal transduction
Cellular component (GO): plasma membrane; membrane
Molecular function (GO): G protein-coupled receptor activity; pheromone receptor activity
Source: RefSeq, marked provisional